Molecule: messenger RNA, 1065 nt
Organism: Penicillium nucicola
Lineage: Eukaryota; Fungi; Ascomycota; Eurotiomycetes; Eurotiales; Aspergillaceae
Product: protein-lysine N-methyltransferase
Exons: 4
Coding region: 1-1065 (354 amino acids)
Source: RefSeq, a predicted model, not a curated record
AUGGCCGACAUAAUUCACAAAUUAGCUGCACAGUUCUUCCAGCUGGUGGAUUUACAGCACCUGGCCCUUCCACCAGGGUCGGUACUGGUCCAGCCAGAGGUUCAAGCUGCUAUAUACGAGCACAUGUUCAACGAAACUACGGUCUUUCCUAUCCCACCAGCCAACUACCGAAGCCGAGUGCUAAAGUUGAUUCUCUCACAUAUUGAGGAAUCUAUAACUGACCCCGAGGAGGAUACAAUCAAUGAUGAUCUCAUGGAAUGCUGGACCGAGCUGGUCUGCCAGCCAAAACAAUCUGCCGUUGAGCAGGCCCAGCAACUAUCCUUCAUCAAAUACACAGCACCAUCCGAAACAGAAACAGGCUCACACAACCAAACCGCAAAGACCUCAAAAUCAGUCAUCACCUCUGAAUCGCGCGGUCUAAUCCUCUCAGCUGGAACCACCGGAUUCCGCACCUGGGAAGCAGCCCUACAUCUAGGAUCCUUCCUGGCCUCCGAAGCCGGCGAGGCUCUCGUGCGCAACAAGCGAGUCAUAGAGCUCGGUGCUGGCACGGGAUUCCUGUCAUUGGUUUGUGCGCGCUUUCUGGGUGUGCGCAGUGUUGUUGUGACAGACCGGGAGCCUGCUCUUAUCGAUAACAUGCGUGAAUGUGUUCCGCACAACCUGGACCCGGAAACUGGGAAGUCUAUUCCUAUUUAUCCUACUGUUUGGGAGUGGGGGACUCCACUCGAGAGAACGGGAGAUCUUGCCGGGCUUGAUUCUGGGGAUGACGAGGGGCAGGGUAUCAAGUUUGAUGUUGCGCUCGGUGCUGAUUUGAUUUAUGACACCGAUAUUAUCCCUCUGCUGUUGUCUACUGUGCAAGACCUCUUUGAGAAUUACCAUAUUGAGCAUUUCAUCAUUGCGGCAACACUGCGCAACGAGGAUACCUUCCGCACGUUUUUGAAUGGAUGUGAAACAAACAACUUUGCCGUUGAGACCCUUCCAUUCGAGUCGACUUCGUCACAGGAUCAAACAGGCUUCUUCCAUUCGACCAGCAUCCCCAUCCGGACGUAUCGGAUUUCGCGGAAAUGA